AUGUCGAACCAAGCUGCGUGGAUCACAGAGGCCAAGAGCAACCCGCUCCAGGUCAAGGAGGCUGCUAUGCCGACUGCGGGGAAGGGCGAGGUCGUGGUGAAGAACCAUGCUGUUGCUGUUAACCCUGUGGAUUGGAAGAUCCAGGAUUCUGGCAUGUUCCUGCAGAAGUACCCGAAUGUCCUGGGCGAGGAUGUAGCAGGCGAGGUAAUCGAGGUCGGAGAAGGUGUAACGCAGUUCAAGAAGGGCGACCGAGUGCUCGGACAUGCUUUCUCCCUCGUUACCAACGACCCAACACACGGCGGCUUCCAGCUCUACACAGCCCUCAAGGCCUUGGUCGUCUCGAAGAUCCCGUCCGACCUCUCGUACACCGCAGCCACCGUGCUGCCCCUCGCAAUCUCCACCGCAGCAGCCUGUCUCUUCAAGAAGGAGACUCUAGCCCUACCGCUGCCAACAAGCGCUGAGGCCAACCCACCGUCGACUGGAAAAUCAGUUCUGGUAUGGGGCGGCUCAAGCAGCGUUGGCGCGGCAGCGAUUCAGCUAGCCGUCGGCGCAGGCGUGAAAGUCGUCAGCAUUGCAAGCAGUCACAAUCUCGAGAAGCUGAAGAGCAUGGGCGCUACCGCGGCGUUCGACUACAAGUCUUCCACCGUCGCAGACGACAUCAUCAAGGCGCUUGAAGGCACAGAGUUCGCUGGUGUCUGCGAUUGCAUUGGUACAUCCGACGCUGCAGCAGCCUGGGCACCUGUGUUCAAGAAGUUGGGCGGACGCUAUGGAACAGUCAUGCCAGGAGCUAAGGGCCUUCCAGAGGGCAUCGAGGGCACGAACGUGUUCGCCCCAAGCGUCGCUCUGGACGAUCGGUACAUUGGCGAGGCUGUCUGGGCGAAGUGGGUGCCAGAAGCGUUGGAGAAGGGCACACUCAAGGCCCUGCCGGAAGCCAUUGUGAUCAAGGGCGGUCUUGACGCGGUACAGAAGGGUGUCGACGCGCAGAAGAAGGGUGUGAGCUUUGGCAAGAUUGUCGUCGAAUUGUAG
Messenger RNA from Dothidotthia symphoricarpi CBS 119687, 1026 nucleotides. RefSeq names its product GroES-like protein. The record is from RefSeq and is a predicted model, not a curated record. The transcript is spliced from 4 exons. NCBI's taxonomy places the organism in Eukaryota, Fungi, Ascomycota, Dothideomycetes, Pleosporales, Dothidotthiaceae. Bases 1 to 1026 code for a protein of 341 amino acids. Gene Ontology annotation, molecular function: oxidoreductase activity, acting on NAD(P)H.